CCGGAGUGACCACACAGGCUGUCGCUGCUGUGCUGCUCCAACCUCCUCCUCCUCAUCCGCGCUCAGGGCUCGGGAGUAGACGCAAAACAAACAAAAAAAUAGCAUUUUUUCUUUCUAAAGUUGAACAGCUGAAGGAUUAUUCAAAGCCAACGCACCUGGACGGAAUAUUUUUGGGUGUUUUUUAUUUGUUUUUCCAGAAACUUUACGCAAAAUGAGGACUUUACGCACGGUGCUCCUGCUGGUUUACGCGCUGGCGGUUUGCAGGGUGGCCAGCGGUGCAGCUGUUGACCGGCAUGAGAAUGACAGGCAGCAGCACACAUCUGUCAUAAACCUUCUGGGCACAACCAGGGGCAUGAGGGAGGAGGUAAAAAACUGGGGAGUGAGCGCCACAACAGCAGGAAACCAGGAAGAGGAGGAAUACGAUGAUGAUGAAGCAUACUAUGAUUAUCUGGAAGAGGAUGAAGCUUCUGGAGACUAUGAAGUGGGCUUGCCAAGAGUUGCAAUGUCAAGCAAACCCAAGGAUCCGUCUUCCAUCCUGGAGGCUGACAAAACAGAACGCAAGACAAGGAAAGGAAAGGGAAAGAAGAAGGGCAAAGGUUUGGGAAGGAAGAGGAACCCCUGCCUGAAGAAGUACAAGAAUUUCUGCAUUCACGGCACCUGCCAGUACCUGAGGGACCUCCGCGCCCCUUCCUGUGUAUGUCUCCCAAAUUACUCUGGGGAAAGAUGUGAGUUCAUCACACUGCCUGUUCAUUCGCCCCCGGGAUACAACAGGACUACAGCGCUAGCUGUGGUGGCGGUGGUUCUGUCCUCCCUCUGCCUCGUAAUCAUCGGUCUUUUAUUAAUGCUCAGGUUUCACAAACGGGGUGCAUAUGAUAUAGAGAGCGAGGAGAAGGUCAAAUUGGGGUUAGCGCCGAAUCACUGAAGAAAAAGACAAAAGGUGAAGAACUCUACCUCAAAAGAAAAAGAAAUGAACUGCCACAGGAGGUCCCAGGAGGAAACAGGAAAGUCUGUAACAAAAGGGGCAGAAGACGUCUGCCGGACGCUCUGCAAGACAGAUGGAAGGGAUGGGCGGCUGCAAGUAUUCCCAAUGGGCUCAGAAGAAGACCGGCCUGUCCGGAACUGGAAUACAAAAAAAAAAACAUGAAAAAAAAAAACGCCCUGAAGAAAGGUCUACAGGUGUUUCAGCAUGAAGAAUAAAAAGAGAGAGGAAUCGUGUUUAGACUAAGUGCUGCCUCCUGGCUGUGUGAACGAUGAGAAAACAAACAUUUUUUAAUGGAAUUGAAGUUUUUAACAGCCGGAUUGACUGAACAUUUUCUAUUUCAAGCAUUUGUUUCGGAGCAAGGUCCUUUUUUUUCCCUGUUUGUACAUUAAAAAAUUAUAUUUAUAUUUUUAAUUUAUUUAUUUAAACUAACUGUAUUUAUGGUGAAUUUUUUAACCACCUUUAGCUGUUUUUCAAUUGUUACUGUUACGUUUCAUUUUAUAUUUCUUAUUGGACUGUAUUUAUUUAGGAGAAAAAAAGGAGAAAUACCACCUUGAACUACUCUGUAGUCUCAAUGAUGUCAUUUUGUCAAUCAGCCUUGUUUUCAAAAAGCACUGGGAUGAAUAAUAAUAUUUAAAUUAAAUUGUUUUCCAAGAAGUUGCCAUCCUAAUCUGCAAAAAUCAGCCUGAAAGCUUACCAGUCCAACCAGAUAGACUGUUGAAUUUAGCAACCACUAGUUUUGUGUUCAAGUCAGAAUAAUCAUUUGGGUUGAGAGAGGGAUACGUCGCUUUCACUUCUUCAUUCUGAAGGCUCAAAGGCACUAAACGGAUCACCAUACGGAAGGGCUUUGUGCUGAUUGUUAGAAAUGCAAACACUCAAAUUCAUCUCUGUUUCUGUGCAACUUUAAAAAUGUAUUUUUUUUUUUUAGCAAGAACUGAAAGCAUAUAUGUUGAAUUGCUAUGUCUUACAUAAUGAGAAAGCUGUCUUGAACAAAAAUGUGAAUUCAAGUUUGUGCUUCAGAUCUGCUGUUUUGGAGUGAUCAUUUUGGUGAUUUUUUUUCCCCAAAGCAAAAAUAAAAAUAGAUGAUCUAUA
Molecule: messenger RNA, 2071 nt
Organism: Oryzias melastigma (Indian medaka)
Lineage: Eukaryota; Metazoa; Chordata; Actinopteri; Beloniformes; Adrianichthyidae
Gene: hbegfa
Product: heparin-binding EGF-like growth factor a
Exons: 6
Coding region: 212-922 (236 amino acids)
Biological process (GO): positive regulation of cell population proliferation; epidermal growth factor receptor signaling pathway; positive regulation of mitotic nuclear division
Source: RefSeq, a predicted model, not a curated record